Messenger RNA from Aspergillus chevalieri, 190 nucleotides. RefSeq lists its product as uncharacterized. NCBI's taxonomy places the organism in Eukaryota, Fungi, Ascomycota, Eurotiomycetes, Eurotiales, Aspergillaceae. The transcript has 2 exons. The annotation marks the transcript as partial. The record is from RefSeq and is a predicted model, not a curated record.
AUGCCUGUCCGCUUCCCACAUAUCCAUGGCGGUGAUCAUGGCAUCAGGGCAAUUACAGUUGAUAUGUGUCUGAAAUGGGCGCCAGCCAGGAGUUUGCGUGAUUGCCGUAAUGGAUCGCAGCAAUGUGGAACAAUUGCAGGGACCCAGCCCACUCUCCAACACCACAUGCGCGAGGCUCACCCUGGAGCCA